AGCUUCUUCCUCUCAGCACCAGUGCGGACAAACCACUCAGCGCGACAUUCCUGCCAGACUACACCAAAUAUCACUGUAAAAUUACAGCUACAUACAGCUGAAGAUGGCCUCUACGAAGGAGAAGCUCAUCGCUCACGUGAGCAAGGAGGGGCCGGCAAGGCCCACUAACAAGGUGACAGUGGUGGGUGUGGGGAUGGUUGGGAUGGCCGCCGCCAUCAGCAUCCUCCUCAAGGAUCUGACUGAUGAACUCGCCCUAGUGGACGUGAUGGAAGAUAAACUGAAAGGAGAGGCUAUGGACCUGCAGCAUGGAAGCCUCUUUCUCAAGACGCACAAGAUAGUGGCGGAUAAAGACUACAGCGUGACGGCAAACUCCAAAGUGGUCGUUGUGACCGCUGGAGCCCGUCAGCAGGAGGGCGAGAGCCGCCUGAACCUCGUCCAAAGGAACGUCAACAUCUUCAAGUUCAUCAUCCCCAACAUCAUCAAGUACAGCCCCAACUGCAUCCUUCUGGUGGUCUCAAACCCAGUUGACAUCUUGACCUACGUGGCCUGGAAGUUGAGCGGUUUGCCCAGGAACCGUGUGAUCGGCAGCGGCACAAACCUGGACUCUGCUCGUUUCCGUUACCUGAUGGGAGAGAAGUUGGGCAUUCACCCAUCUAGCUGCCACGGUUGGGUCAUUGGAGAACAUGGAGACUCCAGCGUUCCUGUGUGGAGCGGAGUCAACGUGGCUGGAGUGUCCCUCCAGGGUCUGAACCCUGACAUGGGAACAGAUAAAGACAAGGAGGACUGGAAGAGCGUCCACAAGAUGGUGGUUGACAGUGCAUAUGAGGUUAUUAAGCUGAAGGGCUACACUUCCUGGGCUAUUGGUAUGUCUGUAGCUGACAUGUGUGAGAGCAUCUUGAAGAACCUACGCAAGUGUCAUCCAGUUUCAACUUUGGUCAAGGUGAAAUUCUCUUGUUUAUUUCUGGACGACCAGUCAUAUUCAUUAACCAAAUAUUGUGAGCCAUAAUUUUUCUAGUACAGAGAGUCAAAACAUAAAUAUGCACAUAUAUAAUAAUAAACUCCAUUCCAAAACCACCAUCUAAUGACUACAUAGGCAACUACCUUCUAUGGCAACAUCCUGGUCCAAGUCCAAGUGAGGGAGUUGAGAAGCUUUUCAUGGACAGCAACUCCUAUGCAACACAAACUUA
Messenger RNA from Sinocyclocheilus rhinocerous, 1187 nucleotides. RefSeq names its product L-lactate dehydrogenase A chain-like. NCBI's taxonomy places the organism in Eukaryota, Metazoa, Chordata, Actinopteri, Cypriniformes, Cyprinidae. The transcript has 7 exons. Gene Ontology annotation, biological process: lactate metabolic process; pyruvate metabolic process. The coding region runs from base 104 to 1006 and encodes 300 amino acids. The record is from RefSeq and is a predicted model, not a curated record. Gene Ontology annotation, molecular function: L-lactate dehydrogenase (NAD+) activity. Gene Ontology annotation, cellular component: cytoplasm.